AUGGCGCGCUCCCUCUACCGCCUUCUGCUGGUCCCCACCUGCCUGCUGCUGAAGCUCUCCAAGCUCCUAUACUGGCUGGCCGUGCAUAGUGCCUCCUACCUGGUGGGGGCUGCCUACUGCCUGUGGGUGCCGUGGCUGGUGCUGACCCAGGGGCCGUGUCGGGCCUUCCGCUGGAGGAUGCGAGAGAUGCCACCACCAUGCCUUACCGAUGCCUCCUAUGGGGAGCACCGCUACCUGCAGCUUAAGAGCUCGGGGCUGCGUUUGCACUAUGUCACAGCUGGCCAGGAGGGGGCGCAGCUCAUGCUAUGUCUGCACGGAUUCCCCCAGAACUGGUUUGCCUGGCGCUACCAGCUGCAGGAGUUCAAGAGGCAGUUCCGGGUGGUGGCGCUGGACCUGCGGGGCUAUGGGGGUUCGGACGCCCCGCGCGGGAAGCAGCACUACCGGAUGGAGGCCCUGCUGGAGGACGUGCAUGGUGUCAUCCAAGUACUGGGCUUUACCAAGUGCAUCCUGGUGGGGCAUGACUGGGGUGGCACCAUGGCGUGGAAGUUCGCCAUGAAUCACCCCAACAUGGUGGAGAAGCUCAUUAUCAUGAAUGCCACCGACCCGGCCGUGCUUAAAGAGUACGUAGGAGGCCACCCCUGCCAGCUGCUGCGCUCCAGCUACAUAUUCAUGUUCCAGCUGCAGAGGCUGCCUGAGCUGCUCUUGUCUUUGGGUGACUUCCAGCUGUUGAAGGACACUUUGGGAGGCAGGAAGGGAGGAAUCCAGAACCCUGAGCGGCGCCUGACGACACAGGAGCUGGAGGCCUACAUGUUCAGCUUCUCCAAGCCCAGAGCGCUGACGCCACCCCUCGAUUACUACAGGAACAUGCUCAGCAGGAGCUCCAUGCAGUGCAAGGACGUGCUGGUGCCCACGCUGGUGAUCUGGGGGGAGAAGGACGUGUACCUGGAGGCUGGGAUGAUCCCCCUCCUGGAGCAGUAUGUGCGCAAGCGCUGCCGCGUGCGGCGCAUCCCAGAGGCCAGCCACUUUGUCAGCGAGGACCAGCCCGACAAGGUCAAUCAGCUGAUCUGGAGCUUCCUGCGGGAGAGUGACUGA
Molecule: messenger RNA, 1092 nt
Organism: Emys orbicularis (European pond turtle)
Lineage: Eukaryota; Metazoa; Chordata; Testudines; Emydidae
Product: epoxide hydrolase 3-like
Exons: 7
Coding region: 1-1092 (363 amino acids)
Molecular function (GO): hydrolase activity
Source: RefSeq, a predicted model, not a curated record